Molecule: messenger RNA, 1011 nt
Organism: Fusarium subglutinans
Lineage: Eukaryota; Fungi; Ascomycota; Sordariomycetes; Hypocreales; Nectriaceae
Product: peroxin 20
Exons: 2
Coding region: 1-1011 (336 amino acids)
Source: RefSeq, a predicted model, not a curated record
AUGGCGGACGCUUCUUGUAGCGGAGGAACACCCUUCAAGCGUCUUAUUGACCACCAGGCCCGAGAUGUCAGCCACCAUCAAGACAGACUCAUAGAUCGCGCUGGCCCUCAGGGUCAUUCUUCUUUCAGAUCUACGCCACAACAAAUGCAAGGCGCAGAUGGCUUUGGCGCGUUCAUGGAUGGCCCAUCAACUCUUCCAGGUAUUCCUCAGCAUCAUGCAGCAGGAAGAUUAGCAGCCCAUGCCGCUGUCCUUGAACAAGGACACUCGCCAGCCUUUCACGCUGCGCAAGCGCCACAGUUUCGUCAAGGGCAUCAUUCUCCCUCCGUGGACGUGAGCAACUGGGCAGCAGACUUCAACCGCUUCGCAAAUCAGUCACAGCAGCGUCAACCUCUUCAGAAUGGCUUCGCCCAGCCCGCACCUCAGAUGCAUCAGCCAGCUCCCCAGAUGAACUUCCAAGCCGCAUUUGUUCAACCAAACGCUGCUUUCGCUCCUAUGUAUGGCCAGGCCAACGGUGCCUUCAUGAACGGCAGUGCUGCGACGACUCAAGAGGCUGGGUUUGAUGAUGAGAUGUCAAAGUGGAUGGCUAACAACGCCGGUGGCAGGAUGGAAGAGGUUGACGCCAUGAUGGACCAGAUGGCUCGUGAGCUGGAACUCAAUGACGCAGCAAUAGCACAGGCUGAAGCAGAAGCCUCGCAACAAGAGACAACCACUGAGCCGACAUUGGAGGCCAACUCAACCAAGCUCGCAACACCAGAUAUUGCCAGUCUUUCUCUUGAGACAGAGGAGCCUGUGGUCACAGAGCCUGUUGAGGCGACAAAGACAAAAUCAGAAGUUGCAGAUGCUGCAGAGCGCCUUCUUGAGUCAGUCGAGCAUGAGGAUGGCGAGAAGUGGAAGAACUCAGUCUUCUUGUCGUUAAUGCGAGAUUUCCGAGAUGGAAGGAAAGACAUCAUCGACAAUGAGAUUCGGGAAACCCCGGAAAGCGAGGGGGCUGUUGCGAGAGACGCUCAGUGA